This is a messenger RNA of Osmia lignaria (orchard mason bee), 1338 nucleotides long. RefSeq lists its product as uncharacterized. The record is from RefSeq and is a predicted model, not a curated record. NCBI's taxonomy places the organism in Eukaryota, Metazoa, Arthropoda, Insecta, Hymenoptera, Megachilidae.
ACACCACGUGCCCACAGUGGAUCGUAAUGGACUGAAUCGUAAUAGUUUUAUCUCAUAAAGUCAUUCAACACUUUUAAUCGUGUAUUACAUCUAUCUGCAACCAUAGCUGCGGAAAAAUUUCAUUGCUAGUACUGAAAAAUGUCAGACUUUGAUAACGAGAGAGAACGUUGUGACAAGUGUGGAGUUGUAUUAACCCGGAACCAUAUCUGCGUGAAGUGGGCAAGGGGUCAAAAUGAGAAGAAGCCUCGUCGUAGCCGUAGUAAACGUCCUUCUCCGCGUAAAGGAGAACAACCGGAAAAUAAAUCAUCUAAGUUUAAGUCCAUUGAAACACAAACAGAUGCAGUUGCAAAUUCAUGUGUGUCUGUUGCAACGCAGACGGAUAGUACUGAUGUUGAAAGUGAAGAUGAAACAAUCAAAGAAUUUACUAAAACGAUGUAUGAACAAAUGGCGUCUCAAAGAAGGACAUUAUUAGAUUUAGAGCAACUUUGUACAAAAUUAAAAAAGCCCGGCCUAAUAUCCGUCAAUACUUUUGAUUUUAAUUCCGAUCACUAAGAGCGCUGUGGUGCAAGAUCAGUCUGAACUGAUAUGGUAGGAUAUGAUCCACAAACGAUAAGGAAACUUUAAAGCAUCUCGAAAUGUGUGAUAAAAGAUAUUCCUUGAAAGGUUUAUACAAGUUUUCCCGGUUAUCAAUCGAUGUCGCAAACAGUACUGAUUUCAGAUCUCGCGUUGAUAUAAAAUUAGAAAAAAUAACUCAGGUUGUAGUCAUUUUAUCAAUCACGCUUGACAAAAAAAAUGCACACUUGAGAAUAAAACGAUGAACGAUCGGAAAAAUUUCGAAUUUUUAUUUCAAUCGAAUGUAAAAUAUAAAAAUUGUCUCGUCGUAUAUAAAAUGAAUAAAAAAGAAAUAGAAUAGCGCGACACACGAAGCACUAGUUACCGAUCAUGAAUAACAAAAGGUGUUCAUUCAUCUUCUACUCACAAAGUCAGACACCAUCGAGGUCCAUUGUCAGGUGAACAAAAGGUAGUCAAAUUUUCCCGAAAUAUUUUCCUUCAAAUAAAAUCAUUUUCUAUUGUUCGAUUCAUCGAUUCCCAUGCAAAUGCAAUACAAAAGUAUAUUACAAAGGCUGAAUGAACGAUGUAAAAUAUUUAUUUAUUUUAUUAUACGAGUAAAACAUAACACACCUUUCGAUACACCCUAGUAAAUUAUCGGAUUUUGUGAAAUUAUAUAUUGUCAUAAAUACCAGUAAUUGUUGGAAUUAUAUUUGUUGUGUAAUACCUAGCGAGCGUUAAGUGUAUGUGAAAGAUCCUGAAAUAAAUUGAUACUAUCACCCGGUCUCA